AUGAGUGGCCCCGCAGAUACCGUCGAGGCCGUGCAGCGCAUCACGCAGCGCAUUGACGCCAUUGGCGAGCGCGCUCCGGGCGUCUUUAUGGGCCUCUCGUGGUACUACCUCAAGCUCAUUCUCCUCACGGGCUUUGGCUGGGCCAUGGACUCGAUGGAGACGUUUAUCUUUACGUACUGUGCCGAGCUCAUUCGCCAGGACAUUCCCCAGACGCCACCCCAGGCGUCGUUCCUCGGUGGUGCGGUCUUUGUCGGGUCCUUUAUCGGCUCCUUUCCCUUUGGCACGCUCGCUGACAAGUACGGCCGCCGGCCGAUCUUUAUGGUCACGCUCGUGCUCUUCCUUGCUGGUCUCGGCUUUUGCGCCUUGAGCUGGAACGUCACGUCGAUCACGUGCGCCCGCAUCAUCUCGGGCAUUGGCCUUGGCGGCGAGCUGCCGGUUGCGUCGACGCUUGUGCAGGAGCUGUCGCCGCGCAAAACACGUGGCAAGAUCAUUGUGCUGCUCGAGUCGUUUUGGGCUGUGGGGUGCAUGAUGGCCGUUGUCAUGGCGUUCGCUGCUGCGCCGAAAAUUGGCUGGCGCGAGACGUUCUUUAUCUGCUGUGCCCCUGUGGUGUAUGCGAUUGUGAUCCGUUUGUACAUUCCCGAGUCGCCCAAGUGGCUGGCUAGUGUUGGCCGCUAUGACGAAGCUGUCGCGAUCGUCGAGGCGAUCGAACGGGCGCACGGGUUGGAACCGUACGACCCGAAGACGGACGUUGAGAGCAUUGAGUCUGUGGCGGUCGUCCCGCCUCAGCUCCCGACUUCCCAUAUCAAACGGAUUGGUCUGCUGUUUGGACGCCAGUUCCGCGUCCGCACGAUUGUCUUGUGGACGCUUUGGUUUGGCAUCUCCAUGUCGUACUUUGCCAUUUUUAUUUACUUGCCCACGCUGAUUUCGCUCAAGGGUUUCGACAUGAAUGCCCAGUGGGAGACGAUCCUCAUUAUCACGGCUUUUCAGUUGCCAGGCUACUUUGCUGCUGCGGGUCUUGUGGAAGUCAUUGGCCGCAAGCAAACGCUCGUAGUCUUUUUAAUUGGCGCCUUCCUGUCUGCUAUUGCCAUGGGCUACGUUGACGCGACCAAGACGCCUGUGAUGAUCACCGGCUCGUUUACGUCCUUUUUUAUGCUUGGCGCGUGGGGCUGCGUGUACGCGUACACUCCAGAGAACUACCCGACAGCUAUCCGUGGAAUGGGAGCAGCGUACCCAUCAGGUUUCAGCCGCAUUGGCUCGUUUAGCGGUCCAUACUUGUGUGCUUCCAUGUUUGGCAGCUGGAACGUGUCUCUGGAGGGCAUCAUGUGGGUGUUCGGCGGGCUACUCAUGGUGGUGUCAGCUAUCGUGCUGUUUUUCGGCUACGAACCCCGUGGCAAGAACGUCGAAUUGUAUGACGAAGACUAUCGCGUAGAGAAAGCUCCCGGCUUUGACUCCGUGCAUACGCCUACUUAA
This is a messenger RNA of Hyaloperonospora brassicae, 1470 nucleotides long. Lineage: Eukaryota; Oomycota; Peronosporomycetes; Peronosporales; Peronosporaceae. The record is from the annotation of a GenBank genome assembly.